CUUGAAUGACGGUAUGCUGAAUUGUGAAAUCGAGUUAGGAGGGUAGGUUUUCAACUGUUGGAUGACCUUAUGGGUGAUCUCCUGGUGAACGCCUUCCGAAUCUCCAUUCAGUGGGAUAGAAAUCAGCCAAGUACUUUGGUCGGAAGGCAUUACAAGUACGUGUCGUGGUCGUAGUCGAAGUUCGUGAUGUAGGCAGCAGCACCGAUCGCAGUGCUGGUGUCUUUGGCCCUGUUUGGGAUCAAAGCCUUCCUUCGAUCUCACCACUAGGAUGCUCUUCAAUUUGCUGCUAAAGAACACUUUGCGAGCUCCCUUCUCGCGUACAUUUGCCUCCUCUUCCAAUGUAGCUCCUUUGGUCUUGUCUCCUCCUCAAUUGCGCGAGAUAUUGCAAUCAAAAACCCCAGUGUCCGUGCUGGAUGUUUCUUGGUUUAUGCCCAACAGUCCUCGCAAUGCAAAGAGCGAAUUUAUUGCGAAGAGGAUACCAGGAUCUCAGUUUUUGGACCUAGAUGAAGUGGCUAGCUCUCAUCCCUUAGGCCUCAAACAUAUGAUGCCCACGGAACGCGUAUUCGCGGAUGCGUGUGAAAAAUUUGGAAUCCAGCCUGCAUCUCACGUUGUAAUAUACGACAGUCACGGCAUCUUUUCCUCACCUCGCGCCCUGUUCAUGUUCAGAUCUUUCGGCCAUACUAACUCCAGUGUCGUCAACGGUGGCUUGCCAUACUGGGAGGACUUGGGUUUUCCUACUGAAGAGGGACCUGCCUCCCUGCCGAAGCCAGCGGAAUAUCCAAUCCCAAAGCUCGAUGUGUCAGCUAUUCGUAAUUACGAACAAAUGGUUGCCAAUUCAACCUCUGACCCGCGAUCGGUCGGCGCCGACAUCGUAUUAGACGCGCGUUCGCGGGGCAGGUUUACAGGUGCAGAUCCUGAGCCACGGCCCGGUCUGGAGUCUGGACACAUACCCCGUUCUUUCUCGCUGCCGUUCAACGUUUUCUUACAACAGCAAAGCACGGCAUCAAAUUCAACUUACACAACUUUGCGUCCCAUUCCGGAAAUUCGCCAAGCGUUAGUCGAUGCUGUUGGAGACAGGCAGGCCGAAGCAAUCCUGAAUGGGGAUGCAUCUGUCGUGACCACUUGUGGAAGUGGAAUGACUGCCGCUGUACUCUGGUUAGGUUUGAAACUUUUGGGUGCCCACAAUAUUGGGCUAUACGACGAGUCGUGGACUGGCUAUGCUAUGCGCAGCUCGAGCAAAAUCGACAAGACUAUUUAAAGAACGGGCGUUCAUGUUACAGUGUACAAUAGGCCGCAAUGAUUCCAUUUGUCGUUCUUCCGCAGACUACCAGCUUCCUCUCAAGUAUCCCGGUCCUCAAGAUGUUGUCGGUGUUCUCCCAAGCGCGUGAGCUUUGUACAGCGGAAUAAUAUUAAUACAAUAAAUAUCACGGUAAAAAUACAGCAACACGGAC
This is a messenger RNA of Desarmillaria tabescens, 1451 nucleotides long. Its product is annotated as Rhodanese-like domain-containing protein. NCBI's taxonomy places the organism in Eukaryota, Fungi, Basidiomycota, Agaricomycetes, Agaricales, Physalacriaceae. Bases 269 to 1258 code for a protein of 329 amino acids. The record is from RefSeq and is a predicted model, not a curated record. Gene Ontology annotation, cellular component: mitochondrion. The transcript has 6 exons. Gene Ontology annotation, molecular function: thiosulfate-cyanide sulfurtransferase activity.